Messenger RNA from Eleginops maclovinus (Patagonian blennie), 664 nucleotides. Its product is annotated as sperm acrosome membrane-associated protein 4-like. The coding region runs from base 151 to 537 and encodes 128 amino acids. Gene Ontology annotation, cellular component: membrane. The transcript is spliced from 3 exons. The record is from RefSeq and is a predicted model, not a curated record. Gene Ontology annotation, biological process: sperm-egg recognition. Lineage: Eukaryota; Metazoa; Chordata; Actinopteri; Perciformes; Eleginopidae.
AACCCCAAACAAGACGAACCACAUUCUUGCUCUUUACCAUUUCUGAGUCUUGACAAAGUCUUCUCAUUACGUAUCAAAUCUCACCUGACUGAAACAGGUAUUCAGACCAUUCAGCACCAAAGCUAUUUGUUGUUUAUUUAAACCUCAAGUAUGAAGAGCAUUUGGAAAACAGUGAUGGUUCUGGGUGCCAUGAUUGCCGCAGCACAAUGCCUGACCUGUCGUCAGUGCCCUGUUGGUAUUUUUGGGACGUGUUUGUUUGGAAGCGACAUUGUAUGUAAUAACGGGACUGAGAGCUGCUUUCGCGGGGAAGCACAGUUCAAUGCAACAGGACAGUUGUCCUUACACAUCCGCGGCUGUGUAGACACGGAUCUGUGUGGGAAGACGGUGACUGGCAGCAUACUGGGUGCAGGAUACACCAGCAGCUUCCAGUGUUGCACAACUAACCUGUGUAACGGAGCUGCGUCUAUCCAGCUGUCUCUGACUGCAGCCCUCUGUGCCUCUGUGCUGUCCUCUCUGUGGGGCUUGUGGCAGUUGUAGUAUUACAUUCCCUUCUGUGUAUUCAAAAGAUCCUUUUCAAACCCAUGAAACUUCAUUUAAAAUCAUCAUCAUGCAAUUUUUGUUAUGUUGUGUCCUCAUCAUUAAAUAAAAACUGUCUUUAACCAAA